CCCGAAGCGAGGGGAGACAUGCUUUGCGGGGAGGCCUGGCCGAGCCCCCCUUCUCCUCCUUCGGCCGCUGGAGGGCGGUAUGGAGCGCCCCAAGCCUUCCGCGCAGGCUUUGCUACUGUAGCAGUCAGGCAUUUUCCCUUCCUGUUUGGAGACCAACCUUGCCUUGUUUAAAAAACACACACACAUACACACACCUAGAAGACUCCGAGGGACUGGCACCUUGAACUUGGCCUUGAUUUAUUUCCCUCGCCCCUCCUUUCCUCUCCCUUUUUCCCCCCCCCCCCUUCCUCGAGCCUUUUCACCCCGUUCCGCUCCUCUCUUUCACCAAACCUCUCCCUUUCUCCUCCUCCUCCUUUUCUCCUUCCCCUCUUCCCCGCUCUCCCUUCCUCCCCCUUUUUUUUCCACCCCACCCUCCAUCCUUUCCUUCUUCCAUGGCGGAGACAAAAAUAAUUUACCAUAUCGAUGAAGAAGAGACCCCUUAUCUGGUGAAAUUGCCCGUUUCUCCGGAAAAAGUCACUUUGGCGGAUUUUAAAAAUGUCCUCAGUAACCGGCCGGUGCAUAGCUACAAAUUCUUCUUCAAGUCGAUGGACCAGGAUUUUGGGGUGGUAAAGGAAGAGAUCUCGGAUGACAACGCAAAACUCCCGUGUUUCAAUGGACGUGUCGUCUCCUGGCUGGUCCUGGCCGAGAGCUCCCAUUCGGACGGCGGAUCGCAGUGCGCAGAAAGCCACACCGAUCUUCCUCCUCCCCUCGAGCGAACCGGAGGCAUCGGAGACUCUCGCCCCCCUUCCUUUCACCCAAAUGCCUCAAGCAGCCGAGAUGGGCUGGACAACGAAACAGGAACCGAGUCGGUGGUCAGCCACCGGCGAGAUCGUCACCGGCGGAGGAACCGAGAAGGCCACGAAGAUGUCUCUCGCAUCAACGGACACCCGAAACUUGACCGACUCUGGGAGCCUCCGCCCGGUUAUGAUAGCUCCUCCACUGUGAUGAGCAGCGAACUUGAAUCCAGCAGCUUUGUGGACUCGGACAAUGAAGAAAACACCAGCAGGCUGAGUAGCUCCACGGAGCAGAGCACGUCGUCCCGUCUGAUUCGCAAGCACAAGCGUCGGCGAAGGAAACAGAAAAUGCGACAGAUCGACCGGUCUUCCUCCUUCAGCAGCAUCACCGAUUCCACCAUGUCCCUCAACAUCAUCACGGUCACCCUCAACAUGGAAAAAUACAAUUUUCUGGGAAUCAGCAUCGUAGGACAGAGCAACGACAGGGGCGACGGCGGCAUUUACAUCGGCUCCAUCAUGAAGGGCGGGGCAGUGGCGGCGGAUGGACGAAUUGAGCCAGGCGACAUGCUUUUGCAGGUGAAUGAAGUAAACUUCGAGAACAUGAGCAAUGACGAUGCCGUGCGGGUUUUACGGGAAAUAGUCUCCAAGCCUGGACCCAUCAGCUUAACAGUGGCCAAAUGCUGGGACCCUACGCCCAGGAGUUACUUCACAAUCCCUAGAGCUGAGCCGGUGCGGCCGAUCGACCCCGCGGCCUGGAUUUCUCAUACCACGGCUUUGACGGGAGCGUACCCCCGUUACGGUAUGAGUCCUUCCAUGAGCAUCAUCACUUCUACCAGCUCCUCACUAACAAGCUCAAUUCCCGAUUCGGAAAAACUGGAUGAGACUCCUUUGACGGUGAAAACCGACAUGGCCACCAUUGUCAAAGUGAUGCAGUUGCCAGAUUCCGGGCUGGAAAUUCGAGACAGGAUGUGGUUAAAAAUCACCAUCUCCAACGCAGUGAUUGGAGCCGAUGUCGUUGACUGGCUUUACACCCACGUGGAAGAUUUCAAAGACCGCCGAGAAGCCCGGAAAUACGCCAGCAGCAUGUUGAAGCAUGGCUACCUCAGACACACUGUGAAUAAGAUUACUUUCUCAGAACAGUGCUAUUAUGUGUUUGGAGAUCUUUGUGGCAAUAUGGCUGCAAUGAACCUCAACAACGGUUCCAGCGGGGCUUCUGAUCAAGACACCCUGGCCCCUCUACCGCACCCCUCCACGCCUUGGCCGCUGGGGCAAGGUUAUCCUUACCAGUAUCCCCUCGCCCCUCCGUGUUUCCCGCCAGCCUACCAGGACCCUGGCUUCAGCUACGGCAGCGGCAGCGCGGGAAGCCAGCACAGCGAAGGAAGCAAAAGUAGCGGCUCGAACCGAAGCAACAGCGAGAAAAGCCGGCGUCGGGAGAAGGACCACAAGUCAGCCGGCGGUGGCGGUAGCAGCAGCGGCUCGGACCCGGUCACCUGGGGUGGGGGGAGCAUCCUGCGGCACGAGCGGCCCCCCAGCCAGCUGAGCCACCGCAGCCACGUCUCGGCCACCCUCAGCCAGAGAAGUCCUCGCAGCCACCACUCUUACGGCCCGCCGGGUGGGCUGCCUUCUCUGGGGCCCUUCCCCAAGCUGGGAGGCAAACUCUACGCCAUCAGCGGGCCGCCCGGAGGGCCUCCCGUCCGGGAACUUAGCGCCAUCCCUCCCGAACUGACCGGGAGCCGCCAGUCCUUCCAGAAAGCCAUGGGCAACCCGUGCGAAUUCUUCGUGGACAUCAUGUAAACAGAAGUGCCUUCCUAGAGAGUCCGUGCAGGAGGAUUCCUAUUCUGUUGACCUAUGUUUUUCUUUUCUUUUUUCUUUUUUUGUUUUGGUCUUUCAAAGCAACGGGAAAAGAGAGCGCCCCCCCCCCCACACCCACACCCCCCCCCCACUCCCCCCCCCCCCCCCUUGACAAUCUUUUGCAUGUCACACCCUUCUGAUUCUUGGUUGUGUUUUUCCAGCCAACGGGGAAGAACGAUUCCAGGCAUAUUUUUGUCUUCCCCCCCCCCCCCCCCCCCCCCCUUCCCUUUUUUUUUUUUUUUUUGGUAAUGUGAUUGAUAGAUGUCCUCGCCAAGAUAUCUCUUAAAUGAACUUUGUUAUGCGUGGCACCUUUUCUCAGUGCAAUUUUACUGUGUUCUCCUUGGCUUAUUAACCAAGGGAUCGUAUUUGAUAUAAUAGUUUAAAAAACAAAAACUAAUACAAAAGCAGCAAACGGCAAUUUUCCAGUCCUGCAUAUUUUGCACCAUAUUCUCUCUCUCUCUCUCUCUCUCUCUCUC
This is a messenger RNA of Pseudonaja textilis, 3100 nucleotides long. It is a transcript of the gene DVL1, whose product is annotated as dishevelled segment polarity protein 1. Gene Ontology annotation, molecular function: frizzled binding. Gene Ontology annotation, biological process: intracellular signal transduction; canonical Wnt signaling pathway. Lineage: Eukaryota; Metazoa; Chordata; Lepidosauria; Squamata; Elapidae. Gene Ontology annotation, cellular component: cytosol. The record is from RefSeq and is a predicted model, not a curated record.